GGAGAGGGCGGUCUGGGUGCCCUCGGCUUGCCAAGGGUUAAAAGGAGCAGAGCGGGAUUCCUAGAGAGGACAGGAAGGGGAGGGCGGUGGGGGGGGGCAAGGUCCUCCCCAGCAGAAGCCCCUCCCUGCCCAGUCCCUUCCUGCCAGCAAAGAGGAGGCUGCUUUGUUCUCUCUGCUUUGCAAAAGCUUCCUCGGUGCCCCUCCUGGAAUCUGGACCCUGCAGCUUGUGGUGGUUCUUGACUCCUCAGGAAGGAUGAAAGAGUCUGAAUUUGUAAAGCUAGCAAGGAUGGAAGGGGGAAGAUGGACAGUUGACCUGGUCAGGUUGUCUCCUGCAUCCCUCCUCACAGCCUCUGAGCGUUGCCUCCCAGGGACCUCCGAGAGAUCUGAUGGUGAUGAAUGGCAAGGGAAGAACAAGGGGGACCACAAGAGAAUCCACACAUCGGAGAAAUCAAAUAAAUAUUCAGAGUAUGGAGAGAACAUCGGCCAGAGCUCCCCGUCCAACUCCCAUCAACGAAAGAGCUUCAUUCGGAGGGAUAGCCUCACUUCACAUGAAAGAAUUCACAGAGGAGAGAAAUUGUAUCACUGCUUAGAAUGUGGAAUGAGCUUUAAUCAAAGCAUACAUCUCACUUGCCAUCAAAGAAUUCAUACAGGGGAGAAACCCUAUCAGUGCUUGGAAUGUGGAAAGAGGUUUCGUCAGAAGGGGGUUCUCACUACCCACAAAAGAAUUCAUACAGAGGAGAAACCCUAUCAGUGCUUAGAAUGUGGAAAGACCUUUAAUCAAAGCUCACAACUCACUUCCCAUCAAAGAAUUCAUACAGGGGAGAAACCCUAUCAGUGCCUGGAAUGUGAAAAGAGCUUCAGUCACAGGCAGAGUCUCACUUCCCAUCAAAGAAUUCAUACAGGGGAGAAACCUUUUCUGUGCCUGGAAUGUGGGAAGAGCUUCAGUUGCAACUCAAAUCUCACUUCCCAUCAAAGAAUUCAUUCAGGGGAGAAAUCCUUUCAGUGCAUGGAAUGUGGAAAAAGCUUCAGUCACAGGCAGAGUCUCACUUCCCAUCAAAGAAUUCAUACAGGGAAGAAACCAUAUCAGUGCUUCGAAUGUGGGAAGAGCUUCCGUCACAGCCAUAGUCUCACUUCCCAUCAAAGAAUUCAUACAGGGGGAAAACCCUAUCAGUGCUUGGAAUGUGGGAAGAGCUUCAGUCGAAAGGACAGUCUCACCUUGCAUCAAAGAAUACAUACAGGGGAGAAAUCCUAUCAGUGCUUAGAAUGUGGGAAGAGCUUCAUUCACAGACAACAUCUCACUUCCCAUCAAAGAAUUCAUACUGGGGAGAAACCCUAUCAGUGCUUGGAAUGUGGGAAGAGCUUCAGUCAGAGGAGCAGUCUCGCUUCCCAUCAAAAACUUCAUAAAGGAGAGAAACCCUUUCAGUGCUUGGAAUGUGGAAAGAGCUUCAGUCGAAAGGACACUCUCACUUUGCAUCAAAGAAUUCAUACAGGGGAAAAAUCCUAUCAGUGCUUGGAAUGUGGCAAGAGCUUCAUCCACAGUCGGAGUCUCUAUUCCCAUCAAAAAGUUCAUACAGGAGAGAAACCACAUCAGUGCUUGGAAUGUGGAAAGAGCUUCAGUGAAAGCAGCAGUCUCACUUUGCAUCAAAGAAUCCAUACAGGGGAGAAACCCUAUCAGUGCUUCGAAUGUGGGAAGAGUUUCAGUCAAAGCCCCCAUCUCAUAAUCCAUAAAAGAAUCCAUACAGGGGAGAAACCAUAUCAGUGCUUGGAAUGUGGGAAGAGCUUCAGUCAAUGCCCCCAUCUCAUAAUCCAUAAAAGAAUCCAUACAGAGGAGAAACCAUAUCAGUGCUUAGAUUGUGGAAAGAGCUUCAGUCACAAACAACAUCUCACUUCCCAUCAAAGAAUUCAUACAGGGGAGAAACCCUUUCAGUGCUUGGAAUGCAGAAAGAGCUUCAGUCACAGCCAAAGUCUCACUUCCCAUCAAAGAAUCCAUACAGGGCAGAAACCCUUUCAGUGCUUGCAAUGUGGAAAGAGCUUCAGUCACAGACAUCAUCUCACUUCCCAUCAAAGAAUCCAUACUGGGCAGAAACCCUUUCAGUGCUUGCAAUGUGGAAAGAGCUUCAGUCACAGCCAAAGUCUCACUUCCCAUCAAAGAAUCCAUACAGGGGAGAAACCCUAUCUGUGCUUCGAAUGUGGGAAGAGCUUCAGUCACAGAUCACAUUUCACUUCCCAUCAAAGAAUUCAUACAGGGGAGAAACCAUAUCAGUGCUUCGAUUGUGGGAAGAGCUUCAGUCAAAGCCACAGUCUCGCUUCCCAUCAAAUAAUUCAUACAAGAGAGAAAACCUUUUAGUGUUUGGAAUGUGGAAAGAGUUUCAGUCAGAGUGCCAGGGAGUUUCUUUUCACUGCUGGCUCUUACUAUCAGAAAGUUCUUCCUGGUCUUUAGGAGGAAUCUCCUUUUGUGUUGCUUGAAUCACCUCUUCAGAUUCCUUCAAGACCUUGAGAAGGACUUCUGUAAGUCUGAGAAUGUCCAGGGGAUUGGACCAUGCUCUAUAUUCGGGGGAAACCCAUGUAGAGGAGUCCGAUAUAGGGCUUAAGUCAUCUAGGAAUUGGUCAGAUUGUCAUAAUUACAGACAUACUUACUGGUUUGAACAGAAGUGAUUCUUAUUCCAGGGGAAGUGGUGACUGUGAGAUUACAGGCGCUCUCGCCAAUAUUGUCCAAACGUCCAGUAAAACUUUGACACAGCAGACCGAAUAGUUUACCCGCUAAGUUCGACGUAUUGGGAGGAUAGUUUUAGGGCCGUGUGUUAUUGCUUCAUUGUAUGUGGGGUCCCUAUAAAGGGAACUUCUUCCUCUAGGUGGGAGGGAGACUGGUCAAUUUACCAUCAGUUGAAUGUAACAUUUAAGUCAGAUUUUUAAAAACGGAUUUGCAGAACAAAACUCACAGUUUGAAAGGGAGUUAUUAAGCUCCAAGGGUUAAAAUAGUAUCUAAAAUGUAUAACAUAUUAUUUGAGUGGGACACAAAGAAUGCAAUGAUGAAAUCAUCAAUGAGAAGCUGGGCCAGAGAUGUAGGACACAACACUGACUUUGCUUUAUGGGAACAACUGUGGAAAGUAAAUUUAAGGUUUGCAGCUAGCUACAUGCUAAGGGAAAACUUCAUGAAGAUGAUGCAGAGGAGUCAAUCAAGAUCACCAAGGGUCUGAAACCAAGCCUUAUGAGGAGGGCUUGAAGGAACGGGGGUGGGGGGGUAUCUAUUUCAAGUGAAGUUUGCCGAAAUCUACACUUGCGACAUGGGCUGUCAUAAGUCCAGAGUUUCCCGGACAUUUCAGCAAUUUCCGCCCAGACGCUGCUUACAAUUCUGGACAUAUGGCAACCAUAUCUGUAUACGGUGGUUUUCAAACAGCUUAGUUUCUGAACAACUUUGAACUCAAAUGCUGCAAACCUGGAAGUCAGUGUUCCAGCUUGUGAACUUUGCUUCGGAAGCCGAACGUGCUCCUGAGCUUCUGUUUUCACUGUUGCGCUGCUAAUUUGUGUUCCCCUGCAUUGUAAUCAAAGCUUUCUUCUGUUUUCACUGUUGCGCUGCUAAUUUGCACCCCUCCAUUGUAAUCAAAGCCUUCCAUUUCUGAU
Molecule: messenger RNA, 3621 nt
Organism: Podarcis muralis (Common wall lizard)
Lineage: Eukaryota; Metazoa; Chordata; Lepidosauria; Squamata; Lacertidae
Source: RefSeq, a predicted model, not a curated record